AAUGUACUGCAGAUAUGUAAACAAUUUAAAUUGUACUGCAGAUAUGUUUAAACAUGAAAUCCUACGCUGACGAAGUGAAAACGUGUAUAGAUGAGCACAAUAACUUCAUCAAUAAUCUUAAGAAUGACAGAUCAAAGUUUGAAUCUGUAUCCAGCAAUCCUAACGGCGAUGAGUUUUCUCAACCUCUAAGAUUCCGUAGUUUCCGUAGUUUGGAAAAUCCUCCUGAAAUAUAUAGGGACCAAGAACAGGACCUUGACCACCACCAAAGAAGGAGUAAUCUAGGAUAUCCGAACAGUUUUGGAUCUUAUACCUCUCUUGAUCACUUUGGCUCAGCCCAACUACACUAUGAAAGAUAUACCCCAUACCAACCCUCCCCCUACCUCUCCCUGUCCAGGCCUCCGAUAUCAAGUUAUGCUCCGUACAAAGAGACACCAAGGAUGGGACGGAAUAGGUUCAGAGUACACUCUCAGUACCUCAAUAAGCAGAAUAAUUAUUUGAAUUGGAAAGGUUCGUUCAUUCAGUGCAAUUAGACAAAUUCCCGAUUUUUAAGGGACUGAAGACAUAAUUUCAAGUGACCCUCUAAUUAUUGAGUUGAAAUGCUCACUUCAUGAUGGUGCCCUUAUAAGCUUUGUAUUUUAUAUUAUGAAUAUGAAAUCAAUGUGUUUCUUCAUGAAAAGUAACUAUUCUAAGGAAUUUUAACAUUUAUGUCUCUGAUACAUUUGAGAAAUUAUCAGAAUUGAACACUUUCAAAACUUUAAAACGGGAAAAUAUUGAAAUUGCAUCAAUGAACCAUGAAAAUAAGGAUGAUAACGGAAUUAAGAAUUAAGUCGUAAAACUAUUUGUUGUGAAUAUAUUCUUGUUAUACUUGUAUAGUUCAACCGAAGUUAUGAAAUAUAAUCUGUGAUAAUGUUAGACACUAUCAAGGGAACAAUCAUUACUAGGGAAGGGGCUCUAAGGGGGUAUCCUUUUAAAUUUUUAGUUUUUAUUUUAACUGAUUAUAACAUGCACGUCUUUUUAUAUUGACAAAGAAUUAAUAUGUGUGGCAUUAACAUCUAAUAUAAAUACUAAAUAUGUUUAAUAUAUCUUACAAAAGCUUAUCUUACAGUACU
This is a messenger RNA of Eurytemora carolleeae, 1109 nucleotides long. RefSeq lists its product as uncharacterized. The record is from RefSeq and is a predicted model, not a curated record. The coding region runs from base 54 to 530 and encodes 158 amino acids. NCBI's taxonomy places the organism in Eukaryota, Metazoa, Arthropoda, Copepoda, Calanoida, Temoridae. The transcript has 2 exons.